Messenger RNA from Scophthalmus maximus (turbot), 3041 nucleotides. RefSeq names its product CCAAT enhancer binding protein alpha (gene cebpa). The transcript has a single exon. Gene Ontology annotation, biological process: regulation of transcription by RNA polymerase II; DNA-templated transcription; myeloid cell differentiation. Gene Ontology annotation, molecular function: RNA polymerase II cis-regulatory region sequence-specific DNA binding; DNA-binding transcription factor activity, RNA polymerase II-specific. Bases 224 to 1132 code for a protein of 302 amino acids. Lineage: Eukaryota; Metazoa; Chordata; Actinopteri; Pleuronectiformes; Scophthalmidae. The record is from RefSeq and is a predicted model, not a curated record.
UUGACAGCUCACAGUUUACUGAGCAGCAGGAUCCAGACCUUGACCCGCAGCUCCUGCGCGUCUCUCUGCUCCGGAGCUCGAACCUGUGACACUGAGCCGCCGAGCGUCACCCGCUCCCUCUCCCUGCGCACUCACCCGAGGACGCGACACUUUCCAUACCCGACUUUUCUGCAAACUGGAUUCCCGGAGCUCCUCGCCAUGCCUGCCCGGGUUUAGAUUCUCCAUGGAGCUCGCCAACCUGUACGAGGUCGCGCCCCGGCCCCUGAUGAACAGCCUCGCCCACGGCCAGCAGCCCUCCUCCGGCUACAGAGACCCGGCAGACCUCGGCGGCGAGAUCGGGGACAACGAGACCUCCAUCGACCUGAGCGCCUACAUCGACCCGUCGGCGUUCAACGACGACUUCUUGGCCGACCUGUUCCACCACAGCUCCCGGCAGGACAAGCUGAAGAUCAUGAACGGGGAGUACGAGUCGGCGCCGUGUGGCCCGGGGCCCCAGCAGCUCUACAUGUCCAACUACAUGGAGUCCAAGCUGGAGCCGCUGUACGAGCACAACCCGCAGCGCAUCCGACCGGUGGCCAUCAAGCAGGAGCCCCGGGACGACGAGGACCUGAACCCGGGCAUGCCCCCCACCUACCACCACCCGCACCCGCAUCCCCAGCAGUACUCCCAGCACGCGCAGCAGCAGCAGCCGCAGCCGCAGAUGUCGCACCUCCAGUACCAGAUUGCGCACUGCGCGCAGACCACCAUGCACCUCCAGCCGGGCCACCCGACCCCUCCGCCGACCCCGGUGCCGAGCCCGCACCAGCAGCAGCACCACCACCAGCACCACCACCCGCAGCAGGGCGGCCUGAAGCUGCUGGAGCACCACCGGGGCGGCGGCAAGGGCAAGAAGAACGUGGACAAGAGCAGCCCGGAGUACCGGCUGCGGCGCGAGCGCAACAACGUGGCCGUGCGCAAGAGCCGGGACAAGGCCAAGGUGCGCAACAUCGAGACGCAGCAGAAGGUGGUGGAGCUGUCCACCGACAACGACCGACUGCGGCGCAGGGUGGAGCACCUGACCCGCGAGCUGGACACGUUACGGGGCAUCUUCAGGCAGCUGCCGGACGGGUCCUUCAAACCCAUGGGCAGCUGAGAGACGUUACUGACCCCGGACUGGGACCGGACCGGACUGGGACCAGGCUGGAGGUGGACUGGUUUACUGCUGGAUGUAUAGCCCACACACACACACACACACACACGCACACACACGGGUCCACAUGCAGGUGUGGACGGACUGAGCUGUGAGGAGCCGGAGGCAGCUGAGAUGUUUCACUGCUCCAACGUCCGUCCACACGAAUCAUUUGGUCUUUUACUGAUCUUCUGCACAAACUUUUGAAAAAGAGAGAGAGAGAGAGAGAGAGAGAGAGACAUUGAACUGUUCUCAGAUCGGUUCCCUCUGGUUGCAGCCUCAUCCCUGUUGGAUUCAGGUGAGAGCACCUGCUCCCUCAGUAACAGACUGAUCAGUCCGGACAGUUUUCGUGUCAUGUGCCUUUUUUUUUUUUGUAAAAACAGAAAAAAACAACAAAAAAAACUUUUGUGCAAAAGCCAAUAAGCUUGUUCCCUCCUGCAGAUCCACACCACUGGUUGUAUUUUUUUGUGCCUUAUGUCCGUAUACACCCACAUAUCAGAGCAGCUACAAGGUAAGGGGGCAGGCCGGGGACCCCCAGGUUCCCUUCUAUUAUUUUAUACAAGUUACCAUGUCCAUAUCUUCUCCUGAUGAACUAGAAUUUGUCUUUAUGCAAAGUGCACACUUGCUUUUUAUAUAUACUGGGCUGAAAGUGUAUGUGUGUAUGUCAAUGUUCACGUGACGUGGACAAUAUCAUGUGUAAGAAUGAGCGUGGAGCAUCACCAGCGGUCACACGACGGAGAGUUCGUCUCGUGUCAGAGAGAGAGAGAGAUUUCUUUUUCCUAUAAUCUUCAAGUAUGUUCGAGUGUUUUAGCUGCAGGUUUUUUUUUUCUUCUUUUCGUUAUUUGCUGAGACAAGCUGUGAAGCACCGUCACACCGCCGCCCCGUCACGACAGAACCUCGCGUCUCCACUCUGUCUCUCUCUUUUCAGACUUUCAGACCGGUUGGAGUAAAAAAAAAAGAAGCAUUUUUUGACCUUCGACCUUUGCACUAUGACACACACACACACACACACACACACACACACACACACACAAAAUGCUCCAUGCUCCCGCUCGAUAAACAAGGGCGGGGCUUCUGUCCAAGUUCCCUAAAAAAAUAUUUUCAAAAGCUGGUGAUUGUGGAGAUGCAAGGUUUUUUCAUCUGUGUGAAUAAUCAUAACUGAGUCCUGGAGUAUGGUGAUUUAAUGCCAAAGUGUAAAUUACACACACACACACACACACCUGUGGUACCUGCUUCACCGUGUCACCGUCCAGUGGAAACCGCGAGUCAAAAAAAUGUUUUUAAAAAUUCCUAAGAGCCGAACUGUCGGUUUCCAGAGGACGGUGACGCGGAGAGCAGCUCUGAAAUGUCUCAUGCACUAUAUUUGUCGUCAAAUGAAGCGCAGCGUUGUCUCGGACACACGUUUGGGUACUGAUCUGAAAAGAAAAAGAAAAACACGCCUCGCUCCACGUACGUGUAUUUAUGUGUCGUACAAAAAACAGAAAAAUGUGAAAAGGGUUCCUAUGCAACACGUCUCUUCCUCUUUUCCACUGUUGUAUCAUCUCUCUCACACACACACACACACACACACACACACACGGAGUGCCUUCUGAUCCUCUGACCUUUGACCUCUUGCUGAUGCGUGGCUCUGUUGAAAGAUUUUUGAAAAUCGAUUUGUCGGCGAGGAAAAAGGAAGCACUUUUGUUAGUUUGCUUUUUUUUUCUUUCCUUUUUUUGUUUUACAAACUGAUGUUUGUAAAAAAGUCUCAAUUGUAAAAUAAGCCUAUACGUAUAUAUAUAAAUAUAUAUAUAUAAAUAAAUAUAUAUAUGAAAUACUAAAGAAUCUGAAUUAUUAUAAUAAUAAUAAUAAUAAUAAAAGAGUUUGUUUUAUCACA